Molecule: messenger RNA, 2039 nt
Organism: Alligator sinensis (Chinese alligator)
Lineage: Eukaryota; Metazoa; Chordata; Crocodylia; Alligatoridae
Gene: CCT2
Product: chaperonin containing TCP1 subunit 2
Exons: 16
Coding region: 155-1762 (535 amino acids)
Biological process (GO): protein folding
Cellular component (GO): chaperonin-containing T-complex; cytosol
Molecular function (GO): ATP-dependent protein folding chaperone; ATP binding; ATP hydrolysis activity
Source: RefSeq, a predicted model, not a curated record
GCAUGCGCGCUGAGAGGCAGUGAGGGCGGCGAGCGGCCGGGCAGCCCAGCCUCUUCCGGCGUCUUAUGAUCGACGCAACUUCUGGUGGCUCGUGAGGCAGCUCGUGGGGCCGGCUCGGUUGGAAAGCUUCACUCGCAGCGCUGCCGCCGCCAUCAUGGCAUCCCUUUCCCUUGCUCCAGUGAAUAUUUUCAAGGCAGGUGCAGAUGAAGAAAAAGCAGAAACAGCUCGUUUGUCCUCCUUUGUUGGUGCCAUUGCUGUUGGAGAUCUAGUUAAGAGCACCCUGGGGCCAAAGGGCAUGGACAAGAUUCUCCUAAGUACUGGAAGAGAUGGUGCAGUAACGGUAACCAAUGAUGGUGCAACCAUCUUAAAAGCUAUUGGAGUUGACAAUCCAGCAGCCAAGGUCUUGGUCGAUAUUUCAAAGGUUCAAGAUGAUGAAGUUGGUGAUGGAACUACUUCUGUAACCGUCUUGGCAGCAGAAUUGCUACGGGAGGCAGAGUCACUGAUUGCAAAGAAGAUUCAUCCUCAAACUAUUAUUGCAGGUUGGAGAGAAGCCACAAAGGCAGCGAGAGAAGCCCUUCUGAAAGCUGCAGUUGAUCACGGUGACGAUGAAGUAAAGUUCCGUGAAGAUUUAAUGAAUAUUGCAGGGACCACGCUUUCUUCAAAACUGCUUACUCAUCAUAAAAACCAUUUUACCAAACUAGCAGUGGAAGCUGUUCUUAGACUGAAAGGAUCUGGUAAUUUGGAAGCUAUCCAUGUCAUCAAGAAAUUAGGUGGAAGUCUGGCAGACUCUUACUUGGAUGAAGGCUUUCUGCUAGACAAAAAAAUUGGUGUCAACCAACCAAAAAGAAUUGAAAAUGCGAAGAUACUUAUUGCAAAUACUGGUAUGGAUACAGAUAAAAUUAAGAUUUUUGGCUCUCGUGUAAGAGUGGAUUCAACUGCAAAGGUAGCAGAAAUUGAACAAGCAGAAAAAGAAAAAAUGAAAGAGAAAGUUGAGCGUAUUCUUAAACAUGGGAUAAACUGCUUUAUUAACAGGCAGCUGAUUUAUAACUACCCUGAGCAGCUCUUUGGAGCUGCUGGCGUUAUGGCUAUUGAACAUGCAGAUUUUGCAGGUGUAGAACGUCUGGCUCUUGUUACAGGUGGUGAAAUUGCAUCAACCUUUGAGCACCCAGAGCUGGUAAAACUAGGAAGUUGCAAGCUUAUUGAAGAAGUCAUGAUUGGAGAAGAUAAGCUUAUUCACUUCUCUGGAGUAGCUAUGGGUGAAGCUUGCACCAUAGUUCUGCGUGGAGCAACUAAGCAAAUUCUAGAUGAAGCAGAAAGAUCUUUGCAUGAUGCUCUCUGUGUCCUUGCCCAAACUGUGAAAGACACUAGAACUGUAUAUGGUGGAGGUUGUUCAGAGAUGCUGAUGGCUCAUGCAGUCACAGAGCUUGCCAACAGGACACCAGGCAAAGAAUCUGUUGCAAUGGACUCUUUUGCUAAGGCUUUAAGAAUGAUCCCAAUCAUCAUAGCUGAUAAUGCUGGCUACGACAGUGCAGAUCUAGUUGCUCAGCUUAGAGCUGCUCACAGUGAAGGGAAAACGACUUAUGGACUUGAUAUGAAAGAUGGAGUCAUUGGAGAUAUGGCAGCCCUGGGAAUAACUGAAAGCUUUCAAGUCAAGCGGCAAGUAUUGCUGAGUGCAGCUGAAGCAGCAGAAAUGAUUCUUCGUGUAGAUGAUAUUAUUAAAGCAGCACCAAGGAAACGUGUACCGGACCAUCACCCUUGUUAAGUUUUUUUUUUUCAGCCCGUGAAGAUGUGUGGACCAGAUCUUGCAGAGUACUUUUUUUUAGCAGCGUAACGCCUUAUGAGGUUAUGGAACAGAUGUUUAAGACACAUCUCCCUCAGUGACAUGCAAUUACAUUUAUUUGUUUUUAAGUUAUUUUCUGUUUUGUUUGAAAAAAAAGUUCACUUUCAUUUAAAACAUGGGUAGCAUGCAGUAUCCAUAUCCUUGCUGCUCCUUUCCAAUUUUUCCAUCUACUACACUGAAAUAAAAGCUUAAAUUCAUA